AAAAAGAGUAUGCAUUAAAAAGCUUGGACAACAACCUAGGUUUAGAUGAAAAAGAAUUCAAUCAAUUACAACGUGAAGAACUUGAGAAAUUAUCUAUUGAACCAGUUAUUGAGUUCAUUACAAAUGAUACGAAUCAAACAAUUACACAAACUGAAUUAUAUCCCAAUGAAGACGAUGAUUUAGAUGAAUAUAAUUAUUGCAUUGAAUAUCAUAAUGAUCUCGUAUCAAUUUCUGAUCAGCAUAGAAUAAUUAAGCCUGUUGAAUUAGUAAAUGGAAAUUUGGUAAUAGAAUGUCCUGUACAUUCAAGUCUAUUAAUAAAUAGCCCUCAUGAAAAUUCAGAAGAAUUUAUACAUAUGAGAUAUACUGCUUGUACAAGCAAGCCAGACACUUUCAAUCAAGAAAAUUUUACUCUCCGUCAGGCUGUAUAUGAACCAAUGAGACAGACCGAAUUAUUUAUCCUAAUAGCUAUAAAUGAUGAGGACGAAAUUAUGUUAUCCAAUACUCUUCACAAAAUUGUAGAAAAUAUUGCUUACCUUUGUUCUCUUUCAGAGUCCCAAACAUGGGGAGAAGACGGAUGGAAAAAAAUCAUUGUAUGCAUAAUUUCAGAUCGUAAUAAGAUUAAUAAACGUACUUUAUCUUAUUUAAAGACACUUGGCGUUUAUCAGGAUGGCAUUGCAAGAUCAAAAGUGAAUAAUAAAACAGUUAGAGCUCAUAUAUAUGAAUAUACAACUCAGAUUUCAAUUAAAUGCUCUAAGGAUUCUGUGGAUAAAAAAACAACCAUUUCAACUCAGAUACUUUUUUGUCUUAAAGAAAAGAACAAAGGAAAAACCGAUUACUUUAUUGGUGACAUUGUUUAUAUGGGUAAUAUGUAUAAUUUGCAUGAUCCAUCUCAGACUAUUUGGCAGCAAAAAGAGACAAAUAGAAAACAAAAUAAUCGUGAAUUGUCACUUAUCAUUAAUCUAUUGCAGCUAUGA
Messenger RNA from Cetraspora pellucida, 974 nucleotides. The record is from the annotation of a GenBank genome assembly. NCBI's taxonomy places the organism in Eukaryota, Fungi, Glomeromycota, Glomeromycetes, Diversisporales, Gigasporaceae.